Molecule: messenger RNA, 619 nt
Organism: Tachyglossus aculeatus (Australian echidna)
Lineage: Eukaryota; Metazoa; Chordata; Mammalia; Monotremata; Tachyglossidae
Gene: MRPL43
Product: mitochondrial ribosomal protein L43
Exons: 3
Coding region: 21-491 (156 amino acids)
Biological process (GO): mitochondrial translation
Cellular component (GO): mitochondrial large ribosomal subunit
Molecular function (GO): structural constituent of ribosome
Source: RefSeq, a predicted model, not a curated record
GUCCCCCCUCCCCGCCGGCCAUGACGGGGCGCGGCACCGCCAGCCGGUUCCUCGGCAGCGUUUUGCACAACGGGCUGGGCCGCUACGUGCAGCAGCUGCAGCGGCUCAGCCUCACCUUCAGCAGGGACGCGCAGACCUCCCGCGGCGUCAGGGACUACAUAGAGACGCGGAUCCUGGACUUUGCCAAGAAGAACCCCGGGGUCGUGGUGUACCUGAACCCCAAGCCCUGCCGCGUGCCCAAGCUGGUGACCGAGUACCUGAACGGUGCAGUGAGAGAGGAGCCCGUCACCAAUAAGAACGUGGAUCAGAUUGCCGAACUGAUCCAGACCCGGGCUAACCAAUCCGGGCUGGAGAUCAUCCGUAUCCGGAAGCCUUACCACACAGACACGCCGAGCAUUCAGGGUCAGUGGCAUCCAUUCACCAACAAGCCUCCGACGCUGACAGUAAAGGACCUCCAGAGAAACAACACGGCAAGGGCGCUGCAGGAAUGAGAGGACCGAGGGGAAAGUGAUUGAGUGAUGCGCUCGAACCUUUGCUCUCUUUCCCUAGCCUUUUUAUUGGUAUUACUCUGUGAAUAAAGCUACUGGCAGUGGGGAGUCUCUCCAGUGCAAUCAAGUCA